UCGGCUCCGCAGGGCCGCGGGUGGGGAGGACACAAGGGUGGCGCUCAAAGCUGACCCGCCCUUGCGGCUCCCAAAACGGAAGCGAGGGCGCUUUCCCCUGUGCACCGAGGGACGCCGUGCUCCGUUGCGAGGGAUAGUUUGAAGGUGCAGAAUGUAGAGCUGUUUGAGAAAAGAGAAGAAGGAGGUGACAAAAUCGAGUGGUGAAACAUAAUUUAGAAAUAUCACAGCUUUAAGGUUUUCAGCAAGUGUUUGUAAUUGUAUGAUGUUAAAGCCUAAACAAAAAAGCUGGUACAGAGACAGAGGACAAGUUUUUCCUACAAACAAAGGUUCUUCUCGUAACAGCUCUCAAGAGAAACGUCAGUGUAGUAUGGCAGGCUCCUCUCAGCUUUAUAAGAAAAGUACAUUUCCUCCACUUCUGGACUCUUACUUACCUCUUAAUUGCCAGAAUCAGAACAGAGCAAAUUGGCAAAAAAUAGAAAAAAGCAAAAAGGAGCAUAUAAGGAACAACAGCCGCAUUUUAAGUGAGGAAGAAAAGGAUGAACUCAUCAAACAAGCACUGCUGGAAAAGCAUCAUCUUGAAACCUACAAGAAUCUUUAUAAGAUAAGAAAUAUCUUAUAUGAACGCUACAAGACUUUAUUGAAUGAGAAAGUGUCAAAGCAACGAAUUCAGAUCAAGGCAUUUGAUCUGAAACAACAACAACUUAAACACAAAGAACAAAAGUGUACCCUUCGUCGUAAACUUCCUUUCUGCAAGCUGUCUCAUGAUACGAAGUACAUGGAGUCCCUGUCACAGUCAAACAGCUACUGGGUUACUGGAUUGCAGAAUGAACUAACUAAACUUGGAAUCAUAAAGAACCAGCAAGAUUAUGAAAACUUUUGGAAAGUUGCUUGGGAGGAUGUUCCUGGCUCAAAGAUCAAGGAGAAGCUUCCUGAUAUAAAAGCAAGAAUGUCCGCUGCUAAAUCUUUACUUUUCUCUACUCCAACUGGAAUCAAGCCACUCCAGCAAGUUAAAAGCUUUCCAAAUAGCAGGCUGAAAAAAGAAGCCAGUCAUGAUAAUACAAAGCUUGAGGACCACUGUACUAAGCAGACUCUUUUGUUGCAGUCUGUGGAUAUUUGCUGCCCAUCAACUCCUACAAAAAUGAAGAUGAAGAGCCAACAGCAAAUGGAACAAAUGUUUUCCAAGUUCCUGCUUUCUGAUGUGGGGAAAAAGCAAGGGGAGCCAUUGAAAUCUCAGCAGGUGGCGUGUUCUUCAGCUCUUCACCAGGAAUCAGAUAAAAGAAGGAAGCAUGAAAUGCAUCUUCAUCGUCUGGAUCAUUUGUAUUACUUUUCCCUUAUCAAAAUGGCACUGUCCAAGAGGCUCCUAAAGCAAAAUGAUCAGUUUUCAGAUGUCAGGAAAGGGCAAAGUGUCCAUGAUCUGAUGGAGUAUUUGUUUCCAAAUGGUCAUGAACAUUCCAGACUGAAAUGCAAUAAGAUGGUAAUAGAAGAAAACACAAUUCCAUGUUUAAUUCAUGCAAAGCAGCAAGAAAUGCAUCAGAAAGACUCUCCCAAAGUGCUCAGAAUUCCAAAAGAAAAGAAAAUGUUGUUGAAGCAAGAGAAACAUGUUGAUACGAUUGAAGAUGAGAAAUCAACUGCUGUUGGUGAGAAGGACAUUAUUGCUAUGCCUUUAUCUCUGGAAGAUGUAGCCCUUUACCAUCCUGUAAUAGAACCCAAGCAAAUAGGCAAAUAUUGGACAAACUACGCUGGCAAAAAUUCCUUCAAUCAUGAAAAAUAUUAAUUAAAUAUUUGGUCCUGUGAAAAUGUGCUAUGAAUACUUUGAUCAACAUGAUUUAUGACUGUAUGUGUACUAUAUCCUUCUCAUGCCACUCUUUCAUUGCAAUUCUCUAAAUAUGACUUUUUGAUACACAUUCCUUCUUACUAACUGUGAACAGUUUCACAUUUUUAAUUGUUCUGUUGCGCUCAUGGUAUUGCUCCGAGAACACCAAUAGUUCUUUGUAUUUUCCAGUAAACAUACUUCAAAUAAAUUCCAUUUUGUGCCA
This is a messenger RNA of Pantherophis guttatus, 2036 nucleotides long. RefSeq lists its product as uncharacterized. Lineage: Eukaryota; Metazoa; Chordata; Lepidosauria; Squamata; Colubridae. The record is from RefSeq and is a predicted model, not a curated record.